Oppiella nova is the source of this 528-nucleotide messenger RNA. The record is from the annotation of a GenBank genome assembly. NCBI's taxonomy places the organism in Eukaryota, Metazoa, Arthropoda, Arachnida, Sarcoptiformes, Oppiidae.
AUGAGUGACAAACUAAACGAUUCAUUGGACGGCAAAAGAAAUAAUUUCAAUGAAUUGCAUUUAAAUGAAAUGAUAUUAAAAGCGGCCGAAGACGGGGACCUGUUGGGCGUGAAGUGGUGUCUGUCUCGGGACCAGAGUGUGGUGAUGGCAGUGGACAGUGAUCUGUACACUCCUCUGCAUCGGUCUGCGUAUAACAAUCACACGGAAGUGAUGCGACUUCUGAUCGGAAGGGGGGCUGACGUGAGGGCGCGCACUCUGGACGGCUGGACACCUCUGCACUGCGCCUCCAAGUGGGCCAACACUGGCGCCGCAGAUCUGCUCAUCAAUUGUGGCGCUGAUAUCAACGCCGUGUCCGAUGGCGGCAACACUGCCCUCCAUUUGGCCGCCAGUCAUAACAACCGACAACUUCUGGAACUGUUUCUCCACAACCAAGACAUCGACAUCACUCUCACCAAUGAUAGCGGAGAAACCGCUUAUCAGAUCGCAAAGAGGUCCUCACCAUUGCAUCAGUUGUGGCAAUAUUUGUGA